CGCCGUCCACCCCCGCUUGUCUGCAGUGGUUCAGUCCGGAACUUGAGGCGUUGUGCGGGAACUCUAGUUUCAGUUGUCGUUAAACCUUGUUCACGGAGAGUCUUCAGAAUGAGGGCCAAAAAGGGCAGAAACACCAGAGCUGUUAAAGACCAGGAUCAGAAAGGUUCAGCUGUGGACCAUAUGGAGUCUCCCAACCUGUCUGCCAUAGAGAGAGCCAGCUUCAUGGAGGAUCUGCAGAGGAACUUUGGAAGCCCUCUGCACAGCACCGCUGUUGAAGAGGAAUUAGGAGUCACAGAGGAGCAGAAGGAGACAGCUGGGAGAAAAGAUGUCCUAAAGACGUCCAAAACUCUGGACAAAGGAAAGAGGAAGGAGACGGAGAGAGACGGGGAGGAAGAAGAGAUGACAAAGAAGAAGAGGAGGAGAAGCAGUGGAAGGAAAGUCACAGCGAGAAGGAAAAUUAACAACCAGCAGGUGAAACAGAGCCAGAAGACAGAGCGUCAGCCAGGACAAGAGAAGUCCAGAGCCCCUGAGCCACAGGACUCUGACGUGGAUCCCGUCUUAGGACCACAGAGGCCUGUCCUGUCAUCUGAUGAGGAGGUGGCUGAUGAAGGCACCAGCUGGGAACCAAGUCCUAAGAAGACCAGGGGCUCUGGUUUAGGAGGAACCAGGAAGUCUUCAUCUAGGAGAGUGUCUGCAUCAGGACGCUCCUCUGGUGAAUCAGACGAGGCUGACACGGACAAACGGAGGAGGAAGAACCGAGGAGGUCAGAGAGGAACGGAGCUGGAGGUUGUGUUGGACGCCUUCAGUGAUUUCUGUGAGCAGUACAGAGAGUCUGUGGAGUCUAAAGCUGUCAAACAGUCCAUCGAUUCAUUCUCCACCAAUGUUAAACAUCAGCUCAUGGAAAAGAUCUCUGCUCAGAAAGAGCUCCGAGGACUGAAGAGAGGAAACGUCCAGGUUGGUUCUAUGAUCCGUAAAAAGAUGCAGAGACUGUUGGACGCCAAACAUGAGAUGAUGAGGGCAGAGAGACAGUUGUUUCUGCAUCAGAAGGAGACAGAUGAACUCCAGCUCAGACUGGCAGAUCUCAGACAAGGUCAGGCCUUUCUCUGUGACCUCAGAGAUCUAAACCAGCGAUACCUGGACUACAGACACAAGCACCCCAGGAAGAAAGAGACGUACGGGACGUCCAGCGUGCCGGCCCUACAGUUGGAGAAAAAACUCGUAAAAGCAGCAGAACAUCAGUGUAAAGACAAAAAUAAUCCACAGGGAAAAAGACGGGAGAAGGAGCCUCAAGAAUGAUGCUCCACUGACUCACUCUCUCACAGCGCUGUUCAGAGCUCAGACCCACGGCCUCAGAGCAGAAAGUCUCAGAUGAUAUGGUUUCAGAGCGUGUUCUCUACGUGUUCUGUUGAUUCUGGAUCAUUCCUAAGUACUGUAGAUAUAAAACUGUGUAAUAAAUGUUAAAUAUAGAA
Molecule: messenger RNA, 1469 nt
Organism: Cheilinus undulatus (humphead wrasse)
Lineage: Eukaryota; Metazoa; Chordata; Actinopteri; Labriformes; Labridae
Gene: cenpu
Product: centromere protein U
Exons: 13
Coding region: 109-1296 (395 amino acids)
Cellular component (GO): nucleus
Source: RefSeq, a predicted model, not a curated record